AGCCGAAGAAGCGCUGACAAAAACACUGCCAGAUCUGUGUCUACUUCUCCAACUUUCUCCUAUUUUUCUUCAAUAUAAACCAUCUAACCACUGUUUUACUUCUUGGAGGAAAAUGCUCGCUCACAGAUUCGCAAAGGCGUGUUUAUCUGGCCUCAGGAAUGUCACAGUUCAAACCAGGAUAUUCCCAGCCGUGUCUGUGAGAUGUCAGCACAAUCGGGCCGAAGACUCCUCCUCCCCUCCCCCCUCGUCCCGGUUGGAAAACGGUUCGGCUAAGACCCUCCUGGACAUUGGGACUCGCCGCAUCUUUAACGAAGACCACGACCUGUUCAGACAAAAUGUCAGACGCUUCUUCGCCGAGGAGGUGGUCCCACAUCACAGCAAGUGGGAGAAGGAUGGUCAGGUGAGCAGAGAGUUGUGGGAGAAAGCCGGAGAGCAAGGCCUGCUGGGACUGCUCAUACCCGAAGAACACGGCGGUAUCGGAGGAGACGUCUACUACGCGGAUAUCAUGUGGGAAGAACAGAUGUACUCCAACUGCACUGGGCCAGGCUUCAGUUUACACUCAGACAUCGUGAUGCCGUACAUCUCCAAAUACGGAUCGAAAGAGCAGAUCCAGCGCUAUAUCCCCGAGAUGACGGCCGGGAGGUGCAUCGCCGCCAUCGCCAUGACAGAGCCGGGCGCGGGCAGUGAUUUACAAGGAGUCCGGACCAACGCCAGGAAAGACGGGAGUGACUGGAUCCUAAAUGGAAACAAGGUGUUCAUCACAAACGGUUGGAUGGCGAACCUGGUGGUGGUGGUGGCGGUGACGAAUCGCGAGGCCAAGUCCCCCGCCCACGGCAUCAGUCUGUUCCUGGUGGAGGACGGCACCAAGGGCUUCAACAAGGGACGCAAGCUGGAGAAGAUCGGUCUGAAGGCACAGGACACUGCGGAACUGUUCUUUGAGGAUGUGCGUCUGCCCGCUGACGCUCUCCUGGGACAGGUCAACAAGGGCUUCUUCUACCUGAUGAACGAGCUGCCCCAGGAGCGUCUGGUGAUCGCGGGCAUGGCUUUAGCCAGUGCAGAGUUCAUGUUUGAGGAGACCAGGAGCUACGUGAUGCAGAGGAAAGCUUUUGGCAAAACUAUCUCCCAUCUACAGACUGUGCAGCACAAACUGGCCGAGUUGAAGACAGACAUCUGUGUGGGCAGAGCUUUCGUAGACAGUUGUCUGCAGCUGCACGCAGAGGGACGCCUGGACGCUCCCAUGGCCUCUAUGGCCAAGUACUGGGCGUCUGACCUCCAGAACAAAGUGGCUACCCAGUGUUUACAACUCCACGGAGGCUGGGGUUACAUGUGGGAAUACCCUAUUGCCAAAACUUUUGUGGACUCCAGAGUACAGCCCAUCUACGGAGGCACCAACGAGAUCAUGAAAGAGCUCAUAGCUCGCAGUAUUGUCAAUCCUAAAUAAGUACUUUUGAAUGUACGUGCACUUUUGUGUUCGACUGAAAAUACUGUGCCUCGUUUGUACAUUUUAUUGCUUUUGCACAGAGUAUAAAUUUGAUGUGAAUUUUGAUAACUUAUACUAUAUUGCCAUGGUUGUAUCAUAAUCUACUAAAUCGC
Boleophthalmus pectinirostris (great blue-spotted mudskipper) is the source of this 1593-nucleotide messenger RNA. RefSeq names its product acyl-CoA dehydrogenase long chain (gene acadl). Gene Ontology annotation, cellular component: mitochondrion. The record is from RefSeq and is a predicted model, not a curated record. NCBI's taxonomy places the organism in Eukaryota, Metazoa, Chordata, Actinopteri, Gobiiformes, Gobiidae. Gene Ontology annotation, biological process: fatty acid beta-oxidation using acyl-CoA dehydrogenase; long-chain fatty acid catabolic process; carnitine metabolic process, CoA-linked. The transcript has 12 exons. Bases 113 to 1441 code for a protein of 442 amino acids. Gene Ontology annotation, molecular function: long-chain fatty acyl-CoA dehydrogenase activity; flavin adenine dinucleotide binding.